GAUGUGGAGAGAGAGAGAGAUAGUUACAGAGAGAGUGAGAUGUGUCAUGCAUUAAAGAUGCAAUACAUUUGAAUUCCCUUGAUUCACUUUUUCUAUAUCUGCCUUCUUCUGUGAUCAUCAGUGCACUGAUGGUACUAGAAUCAAUGGAGUCUGGUUUUAAUGGCUUACGCCUCUCUGUCUCUUAUCACUCUUGUCUCUCUCAGAUGAUACAAGAAACACUUCUUCCAGCCUCUGUGCAUGUCCAUCCAAGAAAGAAGAAGAGUAAACAAUCUGCUGCACUUGUUGAGAUGAGAGAGAAAAGGACCAAGCAAAGAGGGGAUAUUGAGAAUUCGCCAUCCCACACUAAUGCCUACUUGGAGGGGAAUACUAAACCAGAGAAUGGGCAUGUUAUAGUAACUGAAUCUCCUCCACAAGCGAAGGCCACUACAGCAAUAUCAUCCUCCCCAUACCCAAAUUAUCCUGAUUUGAAGCCUCCUUCAUCUCCUACUCCUUCCAAGCCCACCAACUGAGGCUUGUUUUUCAUGGUGUUUCUUCAUUGUUCUAUUUCAUAUUUUUUCCACCACUGUGUUUUUCUGAUUGUUUUUUUGAACGUUUGUGCAAGUGUGUUGUGUUUUGUAGCUUAUGUGGAUUUUCAGUCUUAUGAAUUGAUGAGUCCAUUUCAAAAUCCCCAGGCAAUAUGAGACAUGGACACUUCACCAAGGAUGAAGAAGAGAAAGUGCUCUGGUCAUUGAAAUGUAAGAUUAUUCAUAGGAUGGAUUAUUUACAAAGAGACUAUUUAUAUAUGGAGAUCAUAAUCAAUCUCAUUCAUUAGAUGUCAAAUUAGAUGGUUUGGGAUGAGUUA
Amborella trichopoda is the source of this 841-nucleotide messenger RNA. The record is from RefSeq and is a predicted model, not a curated record. NCBI's taxonomy places the organism in Eukaryota, Viridiplantae, Streptophyta, Magnoliopsida, Amborellales, Amborellaceae.